CUGACCUCAUGAGUGUGAUAAACUGAAUUUUGUGGAUCUAUCGCGCAAAAUACAGUGAUGUCCGACAAGGAUUUCCCCUUACAAAAGAAUUUGCCUAUCAGUAGUUUACCAAAUGAUCAUCAAAAUGUACAAUAUUUAGAAGAUGGUACAAUUGAAGUCACUGAUACAUUAUCAAAAGAAGAAUAUUACAAAAGUUUACGCCGUCGUUGUACUACAGGCAAUAGUCAAAAUACAAGACAAUAUGGAUUAUCUAGUCAAUUGAGCCUGGAAACUUCUCAAUGUGGUACAUUACGUUCUGGAUUUGGUAAACGUAAAGGUACAUUGCAUGAUUUUAAACCGUCUGGAAAAGAAGAACUAUGUUAUAUUCUCAUGUUAGAAGGAGUAGAAAAAACAUAUACCAUAGAUAAAAAUGCUCAUGGGAUUCAUUUAUUUGAAAAAGUUUGUAAACAGUUAGAUUUACAAGAAACUGAAUAUUUUGGCUUGACAUAUCGAACUAGUUUACGUGUAGAUAAUUGGCUGAAACUUGAUAAACGUAUAGCUAAACAAUUAGAAAAAAUACCAUGGAAACUAGAAUUUCGUGUUCGAUUCUAUCCACCAAAUAUUGAUAUAUUCAAAGAUGAUUUAACGCGUUAUUUUUUAUGUUUACAAUUAAGGCAAGAUAUUAUCUCUGGACAGAUUCCAUGUUCACAUCAUACUUAUGUUGUUCUUGGUGCAUAUGUUGUUCAAUCAGAUGCUGGAGAUUAUGAUCCAAAUACACAUAUAGGAACAGAAUAUAUUGCCAAUAUUCCAUUUGCACCACAACAAUUACAAACUACAAAAAUGCUUCAACAAAUUGUUGAAUUACAUAAACUUCAUAAAGGACAAAGUUUAGUUCAGGCUGAUCGAGGAUUUUUGGAAAAUGCCAGACGACUUUCACUUUAUGGGGUUGAGUUUCACAGGGCAAAAACGAUUGCGGGCGAAAGUAUAUGUUUAGGUGUAUAUCACGGUGGAAUAUUACUUUAUCAUGGGAUGUUAAGGGUUAAUCGGUUUUUGUGGCCUCAAAUUGUAAAAAUAUUGUACAAGUCAAAAAAUUUCAUUAUUGUCGUUAGAUCAAUGCAUAGUGAAACUUUGAGUAAACGUGGAACUCUAAGAAGAACAUUAUCACCUGGUGGUUUGAAAGUAUCUGAUAAAAAGUUCAAUGGUUCUGAGUCCAUUCAUGAUGUAACACUGACUUUUCAGUGUACAGAUCCCCGUUUGGCCAAAAGAUUAUGGGAUUCUUGUACUUCGCAACAUGCAUUUUUCCGUUUACGUGAUACACCAGGACCCCAAAGAUCUAAUCUUACAACAGCCUUUAGUACGCGAAAAUAUCAUUUUACAAGUAAAUCAUUCGAUGCAUAUUCAAGAGAACCUAGUUCAGAAUGGAUUCCACGACAACAGCCUCCAAUUAAGCGAGUACAAACUCAAAGAAAGCCGAUUCAGUACAAAUCUCCUUCAGCUAGUCCAUCAAAACAACAACAUCAAGUAUCUGGUAGUGUUGCACCAGUUGCUUAUGGAGAAGAACCUGAUCAGUAUUAUUUGAUGCCUGGGACACCUUCUCCUUUACCAGCUAAUUCAGUUAAUGUUGAUGUUUUGCAAAAUUUACCACCAUCUUACCGUAAACCAGGUCCAAUUCGAGUACCUUUACCAGAAGAUCACUGGCAAAUGUCAGCAGCUGAUUGUACACAAGGAUUAGGAAGAAAUAUUGAUGGAACAGACAUAGCAGCAAUGCCAGAAACAGAAUGGCAAGGUUGCCGUACAAAUUGGGGUUUAAAAGGUCCAGGAGCUUAUUACUACGAAGCAUGUAUGCUUGAAGAAGGUCAAGUACGUUUAGGUUGGUCAACAAAUGAUGCUAGCCUAAUUCUCGGGACAGAUUCUAAAGGCUUUGGUUAUGGAGCUGAUAAAACAGGUAUUGGAUCAGCUGAUAAUCCUCAUCCAGUUGGCAAAUUUAUCUACGCAAAUAAUUCAAUUGAUUACGGAAUGCCAAUCGUACCAGGAGAUGUAGUUGGAUGUUAUUUAGAAUUAAAUCCGAGUGCUGAUAAAGAUCAUCGACGAAUCGAUAUACACUAUAGUUACAAUGGCCAAUUAUUAGAAACUCCAAACUUUAAACUUGUUGAAACAUUAACUCCAGAUAUAGCACUCUUCCCUGCCGUAUCACUUAAAAAUGCCAGAGUUGAAGUAAACUUUGGUGACAAGCCAUUUAAUUUUCCACCUAAAACUACCCCUUCGACUAAUAAACAUUGGGUAGCAGUAUCAUACGCCCCCGAUUCUUCAAUUGUAUGUAAUCGGAAUGUUGGUUGGCGGGUGAACCCAAAUGAUGUAACAUCAAGUACAAAUUUAUUAGUAUCACCUAAUGGUCGAUUUGUACAAGCUGUAGAAAAUACCGGAUGGCAAGGCUUUAGAGUGAACAAAGGAAUAUUUGGUGAUAGAGCUUAUUAUUAUGAAGUGAGAAUUGUUGAAGACUCUGGAUUAGCACGUAUUGGUUGGUCAUUUGAAAAUGGAUCAUUAGAUCUUGGUAUAGAUUGUUUUGGUUUUGGAUAUGGAGCUGAUCGAGAUGGUUUUGGCAUAAAUGGAUCACAGGGGAAAAAACUUCAUAGUGAUAUCAUUGAAAAUUAUGGUGAAGCCUUCCGUAAAGAUGAUGUAAUUGGUUGUUUUCUUGAUCUGAGUAACGGAAUAAUACAAUGGUCAAAAAAUAAUCGCUUAUUUGGUCCUGCUUAUGAAAUUGACAAAAAAUUAUUAAAAAACAAUGAACCAAUCUAUCCUGCAGCUUCUUUGGUCGAUACUACUUUAGAAUUAAAUUAUGGUGACUUACCAUUUAAAUAUCCACCAGAAGACGAUUGGACUCCAUUAUUUGCAGCUUCAGACGAAUAUGUAUUCGAAUCACCAAAAUGGCCUAGUUCAAAUACGGUCAAACACAACAGUCACUCAAGAAAACAUUUAGUUACUCAUAAUACAAAGACAGAAGUAUAUACUGAAGAUCAGAAAGAAAUCAGUCUAAAUUCAGUCAGUGACACAUAUGGUCAUUCUACAAUAAUAAAUAAUAAUCUUGGCAGUGAUAACAACAAUGUAAAAAGUAGCAGCCCAAGUAAACUAGAAGAUAUUCCUGUAGAAUCAAUACGUAUAGAAUCCCCUUCAUCAAGUGAUCAACAAGAAGAUGAAGUAAGAAUGUUCCUGGAAACUUGUGAACCAAUUACUGAAAGUCAUUUUGAUGCCUUAUAUAACACUUAUACAAAUCAUCCGUCUACGGAGCGAUCUGAAUCACAAAUGAAAACAAAACCCAAUGGAACAUAUCACCGUAAUCCUAUAUCAAAUUUUCACGCUGAUAUUAUUACUCCUACAUGCGUCGAUUCUGAAUUCCAUCAAAGUUCUAUAACGUUGAUAGACUCUGAUCUUGCACUAGAGCAAGCCAUUCUACAGACUACACAUUUAAAUCCACAUACGGCAGUCCUAACGAACACAUUGGAUUCAUAUACAAAUAAUAAUAAAAGUAAUCAUAAAUAAUGAUCUUAUUGAGUUGAGUAACAAAUCAAUGUCAAGAAUCACUUCCAUCAAUCCAAUGAUAAAUCAUCUUAACUAGAAUAAAAAAGGACUUUUUUAUAUCGAAAUAUUAAAAAAAAAUUAAAAAAAUAAAAAAAAAACAAUAACAAUCAACGAUAACAACUAUUUAUAUUUUUUUUAAAUUAAAAUUACAAUACUACUUAUUUUAGUUUAUUGAAGAAAAAAAAUUCAAUUAUGAAAUAUUCACAUUAAAUGCCUUAGUAAAUAUAAAUUUUCAUGUUUAUAUAACUAGACUAAUUCUUUAUUUUUUAAUUUGUUUUAUUACUCUUUAUAAUAAUGAUAACAUAAAUAGAGAUAUUAGAAGACAACAACAUCAUCAACAACAACAACAACAACGAAUAGAUCAUUUCCAAUGUAUAUCUUUUGAUUUCCCUUAAAUUCUAACUGCUGAUAUUUAUGAAAUGAAUAAAGAUCAUUUCUAUUCUCAUUUCUAUGAACAUAUUUAAAUUUCUUAUGAAUAAUGAUUAAUUCAUUGUUAUUUUGUCAAUGACAUUUAUUCCUUGAUCAUGAUCUUGUUGAAUGUUUAAAAAACAACAAGAUUAUUUUUCGUUGAAACCAAGUUGGGUUUUUUUUUUAAAAAAAAUACUUUUAUGAUCGAUUAAUACAUAUACCUAGUUGAACUAUAAAUUUCAAUAUUAGAAAAAAACAACAUUUCGUAUAGACUUUUCUUAAAUAUUAAAGAUUAUAGCGAAUAAUUAGCAUAGAAUAAUGGCGCCUGCUUUAGAAAUAUAAACUACAAACACUGAGUUAAAUAUCAACGAAAUCUUACUUGAAAAACUUUUUUUUGUUUCGUGUAUUUAGUUUUUAUACUGUAAGCAAGUGAACAUUGUUUAUAAGAAAAGAUUCGAACUGAUAAAUAUAUACAUAUAUCGUUAAGUGUAUCAUCCUGAAAGAAGUUUUAUCAAUCAUCAAAGAAAAAGUUCAUCAAUAUCAUCACCACUAAUUAUCUCAAAUGGUUUAUAUAUACAUAUAAGUUCAGUAUAUUCUUGUUUUCUGUUCCCUUUUAAAUAUUCUGAUUUACUUAGCUUCAUUAAUAUUUCUAUUACUACAAGUUCAUCGUUUGUAUCAUUUAAAAUAUCCACUUAUAUUAUUAAUUUUUUUGUUUCUAUGCAAACAUUUUAUGUAAAUGAACUGUAAUCAAAUCUUUUGGAAAAAAAAAAGAAAAAACAAAUGAAUAUGACACCUUUCUUUUUUUUUCUAUUUCUCCAAUGUUAGUUUCAUUCAUCCAUUUAUUUGUUGAUCAAUUUCUUUUGGGUUUCUUUAAUUUUAUAUUUUAUAAAUGUUUGUUCCAAAUUGUUUUUUUUAUUUUUAUUUUUUAGAUAAAUAAAAAUAUAUAUACAUCAGUGA
Schistosoma mattheei is the source of this 4920-nucleotide messenger RNA. The record is from the annotation of a GenBank genome assembly. Lineage: Eukaryota; Metazoa; Platyhelminthes; Trematoda; Strigeidida; Schistosomatidae.